This is a messenger RNA of Haemonchus placei, 693 nucleotides long. The record is from the annotation of a GenBank genome assembly. Lineage: Eukaryota; Metazoa; Nematoda; Chromadorea; Rhabditida; Trichostrongylidae.
CUUCUCGGACGCGGAAUGGCUCAACAGGAUCUUGUUCAGCCGACGAAUGUGACAGUCAUCACCGGUGUCGCAUUGGAGGCAACUGGUACCGAUAGAGUACAUGUGGUCACUCGGAAGGACACCAGAAGGUUCCGCUAUAGAACCAGCAUAAUCGUCGGGAAUAUUAUGCGUUAUUUCGAUACGAUGAGACUUCAGCGUUUCAAAGGUGUGCUAGUCUACGUGAAUAAUGUGGAACGAGGUCAGCCAGAAAUUUACAUUGUUCUCGAGGAAGCUCAGAUUGGAGUUCGUAUCCGGGAAUCUUAUGCAAUCGACGUUGAUCGUUACUCGAAUUAUCAGGAAAGUAUGGGAUUGCUCAACGUUGCGCUCAGUGUACCACCGCAGUAUGGAGUGCGUCCUGAUGGUGAUAAAACGCGAGAGGCAGAGAUGCGUCAGCGGUACAAUCUCCCUCGUGUGGCCGGAUUGAUGAGACCGUUCCCAGACCAGACGUCAGCCAGUUUUAUGCAGACACUGACAUUAAAUGAUGUCAAUUCGGAAACCUAUAGACAACAAAUAAUUAAUAUGUAUCGAGUGCAGGGAUCUGGUGAGCCCGGAUCAGAGCAGUCGCUGUCGUCACAGAAUCAGGCUGGUAUGCCAACUGAAAAUAUGUUUACCACCAGUAAGGACGAAGACAAAAAAUUCGAGGUUAGUAAGUAG